UUGGAUCCAGAGAAUUCUCCUAGAAAAAGACAAUUAAUUGAACACGGUGGUGAAUUAAGAGGUAUUACUGUCUCAGAUCAUAACCCAAAAUACGUUCCCAAUACAGGCUUAAGGGAAAAUGUGGUCAGUUACCUUAUUAAAUUUGUGUGCACUUCCAAUGAAUCUGUCAACAAGGGUGUAUUGACGCGUAGAGCCCUGGAACUUAUCAAAGAGUUCUUGCAGCCGGAAUUUUGGCCAGAGAUUAGCGUGAAGUUGAAUGUAUUUGACCGAACACUGAAGGACGCGGAAAAUCAGAACACACCUGAUAAUACAUGUAAUAGCUUAGAGGUGCUUAACAUAAUUCUGGAGAGGAAGUCGACUGAUUGGUGUCUUGCUAACAUUAUGCACCUACAGCAAUUGUUAAAGCAUAACGCUUUCAUCAAAAUGAUAAAUACUACGAUUCAAGAAGGACUUCAAACUGGGAAUAAUUUAUAUAGCAUAAUGAUGCUCUCAAAAGCUAUGGGCAGUUCAAUUCCAAAGAACAUUGAUCCGUUUAUGGCGGAAGUCAUUUUGGUAGUGCAGAAACUUACAAAAGAAGUCAUAAACUCAAAUCAGAACGCUCCUUCAAAUGCUACCAUUACUUCUAGCAACGCUCAACAACCCGAUUCUCCAAUCAGUGUUCUUAUCAUGGCGUUACAAAUUGUAGACUCGCGUAUUUCCGACUUGAACGAACCGAGACCGGUCUUUCUCACGUGCCUCGCCCAACUUGUGGAAAAGACAAAAGAUAAUGAGCUUUUACGAACUAUUUUCGGCAUG
This is a messenger RNA of Acaulospora morrowiae, 795 nucleotides long. The record is from the annotation of a GenBank genome assembly. Lineage: Eukaryota; Fungi; Glomeromycota; Glomeromycetes; Diversisporales; Acaulosporaceae.